AUGACUGCACGGACAGACAGACAGGCGACCGCUCUUCGCCCGCUCGCGCUCUCGCAGGGAACCCUGUCGCGAGCAGAUGGGUCGGCGCAAUUCACCUUUGGCAACGUGUCUGUCCUCGGCUCCGUGACCGGUCCUGCCGAGGUGAGGCUGCGAGACGAGCUGGUCGACCGGGCGACUCUCGAAAUCAACGUCCGGCCGCUCAGAGGGCAAGGGGGCCCGCCGGUCAAGGCCGCCGAAUCGACGCUCUCCCAACUCUUCGCUCCCCUCAUCCUCCUGCACCUCUACCCACGCGCCCUCAUCCAGCUCACCCUCCAAACGAUCUCAUCCCCGUCCACAACCUUCACCAAGCCCUUCUCGACCGACCCCUCACUGCAAGUUGAUGCCAAGGGAAAGGGAAAGGAGCUCGAGGCACCUCGAGGGACUGGAGUGGGAGCAGGCGAGAAGGCUGCGCGGAUCAAUGCGGCGAUGAUGGCGCUCGUCGAUGCGGGAGUACAAUGUCGAGGGAUGCUCGUGGCUGUGGCGAUUGCGUUCGUGCCGGUUCAGGACGGCGAGGCGGACGACGAGGAGAUGCGAUUGGACCCGACGCCGGCAGAAGAAGAGGACGCGACGUCUACGCACGUCUUUGCGUUCUCGUUCGGUCAGGGUGUCGGCGGGACAGAAGGAACAUGCGCCGGCGUCGACUCUGUCGGGACGUUCUCGGAGGACCAGCUCUUUGACGCGCAAGACCUCGCACAAUCAGCUUGCCAAACCAUCCUCGCCUUCAUUCGCAAGAGUGUCGAAACGAAGUACGGCGUCGAGGGCGCACCACCACCUGCCCAGGUUAAGGCGGCGCCCGAGGCGGACAUGUACGAUGCGGAGGAGGCGGAAAUGAGUGAGGACGACGACCGAGUAAUGAUCGAGGCUUGA
This is a messenger RNA of Rhodotorula toruloides NP11, 906 nucleotides long. RefSeq names its product exosome complex component RRP46. The record is from RefSeq and is a predicted model, not a curated record. Gene Ontology annotation, biological process: rRNA catabolic process; poly(A)-dependent snoRNA 3'-end processing; U4 snRNA 3'-end processing. Gene Ontology annotation, cellular component: cytoplasmic exosome (RNase complex); nuclear exosome (RNase complex); nucleolus. Lineage: Eukaryota; Fungi; Basidiomycota; Microbotryomycetes; Sporidiobolales; Sporidiobolaceae. Bases 1 to 906 code for a protein of 301 amino acids. The transcript is spliced from 4 exons.